Haliotis rufescens (red abalone) is the source of this 3475-nucleotide messenger RNA. RefSeq names its product sodium-coupled monocarboxylate transporter 2-like. Gene Ontology annotation, cellular component: membrane. Gene Ontology annotation, biological process: sodium ion transport; transmembrane transport. Bases 237 to 2015 code for a protein of 592 amino acids. The transcript is spliced from 17 exons. Lineage: Eukaryota; Metazoa; Mollusca; Gastropoda; Lepetellida; Haliotidae. The record is from RefSeq and is a predicted model, not a curated record. Gene Ontology annotation, molecular function: symporter activity.
UUAUUCGGAUACGCCCGUCGCCGCGUCAUGCUUCUGUGAGUUUGAAUGCGUACUUUUCAAGCAUUCGAGCACGGGACUACGGUUAUACCAUUAGAGACGACCGAUGUCUUCGCAUGAAGGUGACAUUUUAAGUUCGGGUAUUCUCAAGAGGUGACAUUACGAUUUUAAAAAGAACAGUGAACAGCGAACAGCACCAACAGGAGUCGUCGUCUCGUGAACAAAAUUCAGUAGCACGAAUGGAUUCACACAAGUUUGGACAAUGGGAUUACACAGUGUUUGGUGUCAUGGUGGCCGUCUCGGUGAGUAUUGGCAUAUACCACGCCAUAGUCGGCAGGCAUGGUAAACUGGAGGAGUACCUUUUGGCUGGACGCUCAAUGACCUUCUUCCCAGUCGCGUUGUCGUUGAUUGCGACGUUCACGUCGACCAUUACCAUGCUUGGAGUAUCAGCAGAGGCGUACAGUCACGGCAUCAUGUGGAUUUUCAGUGAGAUUGCGUUCUCCGUGGGACAGCUCCUGGAAAUGUUCCUCCUGUUGACCCUUUUAAAGAGACUCAAUAUCUCAAGCCCAUUUGAGUAUCUCGAGGGUCGCUUCAAAUCCAAAGCUCUCCGCCUGAUCGCGACGGUAGCAUCUUGUGUACAGAAUAUUUUCUACCUGUGCAUCGUUCUUUUAGGACAAGGCCUCGCGCUGCGUGCUGUGACAGGCAUCUCUACGACUCAUUCAAUAUUAGUGACGUCAGUGGCAGCUGUUCUCUACACUGCUAUAGGUGGUCUGAAAGCUGUGAUAUGGACAGAUGUCAUCCAGUAUGUACUUAUGAUUAUUGGAGUGCUAACAGUCACAAUAAAGGGAACAAUCGACACUGGAGGCAUACAGAAGGUCUGUGAUGCUGCUGCAGACAGUGGCAGAUUAACCUUCAUAUAUGACUUUGACCCGACUAUUCGCCAUACCGUAUGGAACGUAGGCGUGGCUAGAGUCUUUGCUGGGCUUGGGUGGCUCAUGAAACCUGCAUUUCUGCAACGUAUUGCGUCAACAAAGUCACCCGAGCAUGCCAGAAGGGCGAUGCUGCUUUGGCUUAUGUGCUCUGUGGCGUUUGGAUCUCUGACAGUCUGCAGUGGACUUGUGGCAUAUAGUUACUAUGACUACAAAAGAUGUGAUCCCGUUGCAUCAAAUCAAAUCGACAGCUCUGAUCAGGUGUUGCCCUUCAUGAUAAUCGACAUUUUCCGGAACCUGCCGGGAAUGCCGGGAUUGUUUCUUGCAGCAGUCUUCGGUGCAUCUCUCAGCUCGAUAUCGUCAGGACUGUCAGCUCUAGCAAACAUAACAUGGGAGGAUUUUGUAAAGCCCAAUUUUGCUCCUAUGUCGGAGUUUAGACAAAUUGCUGUCGCCAAAGUAGCAGUGGUGGCGUGGGGAGUUCUGGUUUGUUGUCUGGCGAUUUUUGUGUCCUCCAUUAGAUCCAUCACCAUACUCCAGAUCUAUUUCAGUGCUUCUUCCAUCAUAUCUGGGCCAACAAGUAGCCUGUUUUACCUCGGUGCCCUCUUCCCAUUCGUAAAUACAAGAAGUGCCAUUGCUGCACUAUUGGUUGGACUCAGCUUUCUGACGUGGCUGGUGGUCGGUGCCAGUGUUUCUCCGGGGGUGAGGCAGACGCCCCCUCUCCCCCACGCCCCUACAGAUCACUGUCCGAGUUUUAACAUCUCUCAACCAUACACCAUGACGACACUGAAUUCAACUAAUGACAAUCAAAAGAUAUUCACUGGGUCAGGUCUCGACUACUUCUACAGCCUCUCCUACACUCUUUACCAGUGUUUUGGGUUCCUCAUCGUGCAGGUGGUUGGGGUUGCUCUCAGUCUGGCAACAGGUUGUAACGAGGCCGGUGUUAACCCCCUUUACGUGAGAAAGUAUUUCUGGAGAAGUGAACCUGAAGAAGAACAUAUGAUGAGGUUUGUCCGCCCACCAGACAGCAAUACAGAAGAACCAAGCGGCCUACUAGAUGGGCAACAGGCAGAAUCAUCAGCCAGGUCCUGAACGCUCUACCAUACACAUAUACACCCGAACAGGAGGGUUUGAUCAAUGGCUGACAUCUUUUCCAUACAUAUUCAGAACUAAUAAAACCAUACAUUAUAGAUUAAGCUAUUAUUGGUCUCAAUAUCCAAGCUGAUCAUUCAGUUAACACCUAUUUUCUAUUUGUAAAAAGUUAAACUAUUUCAUACGUGCAGUUUAUAUUAUGGAUUUGAUGCUUAACACAAUGGUUGUGCACCUCACUUCAUUGCAAAUGCCUAUUACAACAUAUAUGUCUGUAUUUGUAUUGGGUUAAAGGUGCAGUCAGCAGAUCCACAGUAGUGUAUUUGACUUGAUAGACCAUUGUAUACCAAUUGAGAAUAUUUACGACAGGUGAUAUAAAAUGCAAGGGGUAUAUAUUUAUGUGCAGUAUAUACAUACGAGCAUGAGGUGAAGUGCACAUAUAGGGUGUUAAGCAAAUGUUGGUCAAACAUUAUAUUAACAUUGUUACACCAGCCCCUUUUAUGGCGUGUCUCCUGUUUCCUGGUAUGGGUUCUGUCAAUGAAUUUGUUACAACAAAACACUGAUCAGACGAACGACCAAACAUUAUGCCGUUGAAUAACAUAACAUUUACAUCACUUGAUAUCAAGCACAGUUUUUUCCGUUAGUAUAUAUCAUACGCACAAGAUAAAUUAUGUUGUGUGUAUUUGAAUGACUUUAUACGAACAAGAUAUCAUAUCCGCACUCAAUACCGUUUAGUGAAAUCAAGAAAAUAGAUUGUGUGCUAAUUUUAAUAACAUGUGCGCACUGACAAAUAUGUGUAUCCUUUUAGUAGGAUUUUUGUGCGCAUGUGUAGUAGUUUGUCGACAGAACAUGUAUAUGUACACUAUUAAGUCAUUGGUGGGCUGCCUUUGUUGAUACAGUGGUAGUUUACAUGGAAUAUGUAGCAGUACACGAGAGGCAACAGCCAACAUUACGUGGACACCCCUAAUUAACGAAAGUUAAGCAAGCAUUGCAAUGUUUAGUUAUCCACCGCAUGUCACUAGUAGGACAUUGCAAAAUAUAUGGAGUCACAGUCGGAUAUAGAAUUGUGUGAUUUAGAAUCUUUGAUGUCCCUAAAUAGAUCACAGGAAUUAUUUUUUUUCGUAACGUUUAAAGGUAUUCAUAACAAUUGAGGGGUGUCGUCUUACAAUAUCCGCAUACUUGACACAGCUCGUAAAGUGUAUAUGUUACACGCAAUCUGUGCAUCUGCCCAAAAUGCGUGCAGUGGGCAAUACAGCCCGAAUGGACGCAAUUUGCAAACAAUUAUCUGCAAUGGGCAAUAGUUGUGAAUAAAAAAUAAUUCUCUUAAUAUUUCACAACAUGGGCACCCAGCUUGCUCAUUUUACGCAAUAGGCAGGUAAUUGUUUUGCCCAAAGCACACAAUUGAAAUUGGUAUUGUUUUACAUGUUUUGUUUUUAAUAAAGUAAACUCUGUUACUAAGUGAC